AGCCAAUAGCGUGGUGUUUGUGGGGCAGCGCUGCCGUUUGAAACACGUCCACAAAGGAAGUAUAGUUAGAGAGCUAAAAAUUAGCUAACUGGUGCGUUAGGACGGUGGAAAUUAAUGUUGUUUAUAUAGAAGACGGUUAUAAUUCGUAUUAUGCCUGAAUACGGACGGGGGAAACGUUUAAAUGCGUCAAAAAUGUUGAACAGGUAGGGUGGCUAGUUAGCUAACAGCGCGCAUAUUGAUUGUGAAGCGACGUAACGUUAACGUAAGUAGCGACACUUUUAGCUACGUUGUGUUUAUGCGCUGAAAGACGAACAUAUUUCGCUGUUUUAACUGAUAAGACGCACGUUUUCUAUAGCGUGUGGAGCCACUGGUUCUCUUUAACAGUCCUCUGCACUAUGGGGAUGGUGUAAGCUUGGCUAAAACCGCAAACUAGUCAAACGUCUGGAGCAUAGUCGAUACAGGCAUUUAUACUUAGGCGUGUCUGAGCACCUUGUUUGCUAAAACAGCGUUCUUGUCCAUCUUAGCUGAAAUAAAAGGCUAAGUGGGUGAGUACAGUUUAAAGAAGAAGUAUGAAGACCGCGGAGAGAAAUGUGGUGCGUCUUGCAGUUGUGCAGCACCUUCGCAAAACCUACGCCAUCAAGACGAAGAACUGGAACAAAUGCAAAAGCAGCAAGAGCACACCAGGCAAUGGGACAAAGGUCUUUGGCAUUGCUUUAGAGAGUCUACCACAUUGUCAUGUGCUAGACUAUGGAGAUAUACCCUGCUUCCUUGUGGAUGCCUGUACAUGCCUUCUGGGACAUUUGGAAACAGAGGGCCUGUUUAGAAAAUCAGGUUCUAUUGUUCGUGUGAAGGCGCUUAGGGUGAAGUUGGAUCAGGCAGAAGAGUGCCUGUCCACUGCGCUGCCCUCAGAUGUAGCCGGACUCCUCAAGCAGUUCUUCAGGGAGAUGCCUGAGCCUCUUUUGGCCACAGACCUACAGAGCAGCUUUCUGAAAGCCCAGGAGCUGCCCACCUCGGAGGAGAGGACAUCAGCAACCCUCCUGCUGUCUUGUGUGUUGCCUCAUGAGAAUUUAAACACUCUGCGCUACUUCUCCAGCUUCCUAAAAAGGGUUUCUCAGAGAUCUGCUGAAAACAAGAUGGACAGUAGCAAUCUUUCUGUCAUUUUUGCGCCGAACCUCUUUCUCUGGGGGGAUGGAACAGACAAAGUAAAUGCCAGCACAGAGAAGAGACUAAAGCUUCAAGCUGCUGUGGUGCAGUGCUUUAUUGAAAACGCUCAGGAUCUAGGUGUGGUACCUGAGUUCCUUAUGGCCAAAGUUCCAGCCAUGCUAGGCUGUGAAUCCGGAGUGUUUUCCCCUUCGGAUGCUACCGAGGAGGGAAGUACACCCUCGGGCGUAAAGAGGUGCAGGCGCAGUUUAGGAGAUAUGGUAAAUGGAGCUCUGACUAGGUUAAAAAGUAAUAGAACCCCUUCAAAUACACCUCAGCUUGAUGCAACAGUCAUUUCCACUGGUACCCCUGUUGGAACCCCUAAGCGCAAACUGCCCCUAGAGUCAGGACACAGUUAUGGAUUCUCCAACAAAAAGCGCAAGUCGAUCAAGAACAUUGGGCUGGACCUUCUGCCAACUGCCUUUUUUGGAGGAACCUCCACACCUGGAUCAGUCCACAGUGCCUCAGGAACCCUGGAUUCAUUUAGCUCGCCCUCAGUCAGUAAAAGUAGCCGCCUGACUGCCAGCUCGGCAAGAAGAAAGAGCAAAAGAUUGAACUACAGAAACAUUAACAGAGUUGAAUCAGGAAAGUCCGGCUGCUUUUCUCCAAGGGUGGCCAAAAAAGAGACCACGAGAAAGUCUUUGCGUCUGCGCUUCAGCCUUGGGAAAACCAGCAGAGAUUGUAGUGUCAUUUCAAAUUCUCUACCGGUGCCAAAGGGGUCAGAGGUCAUUGGCUGGCGCCUAGCGACACAAGAGAGUGUCACCAGUUUUCACUUCAAAGACGCUGCAUUUAGUCCAGCUGUACUGACAAACAGUACUUCACAAGGAACCAAAUACAUCAGUAAAUCCGAAGACAACCUGCUGACCCCUCGUGAGGUGGAAGAGCCCAGGACGUCCUGGAGUAGGAAGACUCUAGACGAAAUCACUGAGCACUCUUUCUCUGACACGCCAAUGAAAGCAUACCUCAGCUACCGUUCAGAGCCAACCAUUGUCAUCAGCAAACCAGCUGUAACCAGCACUAUUCCGAGUCUCUGCUGUGCUACUAGUGCCGAGAGCUCAGCUAGCUCUGAGUCUUUCCAAGAAGAAGGCUCUCUGGCAGCUCCUAAUCUUCUGCAGGCCACUGGAGCUUUUGUAGUAUCUGACAGUAAGAGUCCUACUACAGACAGAGAUGGACCCAAAGACAAAACAGAGGAACCUUCGGGUGCAGAAGACAUCCUUUCUUCUUCAUAUUCCUCUUCAAUUUUACAAAAUUCAGGUGAACUAAAGAAAAAUGUUGAAACACCACAAAAAGUUUUGAAGGAUAAUGAUCAUAAUAAUUUUGGACAAGCGGAAUUUGUUCCUUUGUCUCCUCUGCAUAUAGACAGUACUCUGUUUGAAGCUGCAGAGAGUUCAGAUUUGGUGAAGUACAUCUCUGUGAGUGCUGAGAAGGCCUCUGAGAGUUCUGACAAUGAUAACAGUUCGCUGUUUAGAGACACCUCACCAACUUCUGCAGACUGUAGCCAGCUGAUUGAUGCCCUUGACAUUCAAAGUCCUGUGGCUUUCAGGCUCAACAGCUCAAUCACAGUUCAGUCUACACCAUUUUCAGGAAAAGAGCAAGCAAAGGAACUUGAUACCCUGCAGUCUGAAAAGAAGGCUCUGAAAGAGCCACUGUUGUUGGGAAAGACUUCCAAGUCUAGUCAGCAUGGAUCUACACUUGGUUCCAAGUGUCAAAUGAAAGUGGCUGACCAUGUCCAACAUUUCAACAUGCUGACAAUCAAUUCGCCCAAAGUCAAAGCCCGAUCGCCUUUAAAGUUCCAACGAACACCUGUACUGCAGUCAGUCCGGAGGUUCAACUCUCUGAACGAGAGGAAAGAAGCCAGGUCUGGAUGGUGUGCUACACGUCAAGGUUCAACCAUAACUAAAGCAGUUGGUAUAAAAAGUGGCCAGUUCAAUAAAUCUCAACAGCAUCCUCAACACUGUGAGGUCUUCUGCUCACCUCCUGAUGAUGCUGAAGUUUCUUUAAAGCCAAAUCUACUAGUGUCUCCACAAAAGCAUGCCAACAGUAGGCAUAGUGCUUUGGGAGAUUUAACUAAUACAGUAGCACCCAAGACAAAGGGCACUGGAUUGUCCACCAAAUCUGGCGUAUCUGAAGCAGCCAAGUCUGUUAUAGUGCAAGAAUCUGAGAAAGCAUACAGAGGUUCACCCAAAAACCCCCUUACAACCGGCAUACUUCUUUCUGCUUUGAAGCCUAUAGAUCUAUAAAAGUGCAACUCGGAUGAAUCAUAUCUUAUAGCUCUGCAAUUUCUUAAUUUCGUUUUCAGGGGUAUUAAUUUAUUUUGUCUUUCAAGUGACCUUGUGCUUCAUGGCCUUUUUUUUGUACUGCAGCCUGAUGCCCAUUUCUUUCGCAUUAUAUGAUUUCGAUCUGCUGUUUGAGGGUAAUUCUUGGCCUAAUUUUGAAUGAUGAUUUGAACAUUGUUCUGGAAGUUUUAUUAAUUUAGCAGAAGCUAGAUUGAUAGUGUGUGUAAUGGCAGAGGGCUUGGCUUUGAGGGACACUUUGUUAAAGAAAUGAUACAAGUUAUCUCUUAACUAAAGCAAGUGAAAGAUGAAUAUAAGGAUUGAAAGUGUAAAGUGUAAGGGUUUACCCUGGAUUUACUGUUGGUAUUUUAUGUGACUGUGCAUGUCUGUGACCUGGAUGGAAGGAUUUUAGAUAGCAGUCUUGUUUGCGUUUUAAUUUAUUUACACUUUUUUUUUUUCUUUUUCUUUUUUUUUCCAAAUGUAAUGGUUAAAGUCUUAAGCAGUGGUGAGAGUGACAGCAAUGAGUGUGCUGAAAAAAAAAUAGUGUGUCAAGAAGGCUUUAUAUGUUUGGAACAAAUGUCAAAAUAUCAAAAUUGUUAAUCCGUUAUGUAUAAUGCAUGUCAUGGAACUUUUUGAGCAUAAAAUUUCAAUUACAAACCCAUGUUGGAAUGCCUGGAAGUUCCUUUUUUUACCACAGUAUGGCGCUCUACGAUUUAAGAGUUCCUCUGCUGAGAUGUCUUAAGAAAAAUGCCAGUGUGUGCUUAAUUAAAACCAAAGUAAUGCUUAUUUAACAUAAAGGGCUCAAUAAAAUGCCACAAAGGAGAAUAACAUACACACCCAAGCACACCAUUCUCUCUUAGGACAAAGAAAUAUUAAAAAUUGAGCCCGAAACCUCCCCUCACCCCCAAUAACUUGUCUCCUGGGUGUUCUAUAUCAUUAAAUGUAAUUGUUAAGCAUGAAUAAGUUAAAAGCAUUAUUAAAUGUUAAUUGUUGCCAGAUUGAUGUGGUAUAAAGUGGAAUAAAUCACUUUAGGAUGUGCUGUUAUUGGAAAAUAAUCCCCAGUCUGCUACAACCAUUUGGUCCUAUUAGCUUUUUAUUGUCUUUAGAAUGUUUCUCCUUUAUGCAAAGGAUCAUGGCAAUUUAAUAAAUACGCAAAUUUCUCUACUGCAUUAUCUUGGUGAUUU
Molecule: messenger RNA, 4657 nt
Organism: Hemibagrus wyckioides
Lineage: Eukaryota; Metazoa; Chordata; Actinopteri; Siluriformes; Bagridae
Gene: arhgap11a
Product: Rho GTPase activating protein 11A
Exons: 12
Coding region: 570-3440 (956 amino acids)
Biological process (GO): signal transduction
Source: RefSeq, a predicted model, not a curated record